ACUGCUGAUUUUGACUAUAUCACAAUAGCGAAAAAGUUAAAUUUAAAACUUAACAAAAUAAUAUAAAUUGAAAUUGAAAUCCAAAUUUAAACCCUAAAUUUCUGAUAAUUAAACCCUACAAUUUUAAAACAUACUAUAAACGACUAGACCCAAAAAAAUACAGUAUAUAUUAAUCCUUAAAACUUAAAUUCUUGCACUCUAUAAUAUAAACUAAAUGGUAUAUUUACUCAGUAUUAAAAUAACAUUUAUAUAUUUUCCUGUUUUGUCUUGUACGAUCAAUUAACCAUAGCCGAAAAUUGGUAUUCAGCAACAAAAAGAAUAUAGGUAGGACCGUAAAGCCGAUAAUGGAGAUAAAUAUUUCAAAGAUACAGUUGUGUUAUUUGCCUUUAAAAAUAAGUAUAUCUGCUUGUAAUAAGAUUUUCGAAACUCGCAGGAAUAAAUACUUUAACCAAUAGAAUUGAUCAUAAUACCAAUGCUGGUUUAAUCUCAGUACUACAUUCAUAGCAAUACCUACUUCAUUAAAUAUUUUUGACGUGCCCAAUACAGCAGAAGACGAAACUGCAUUAAACAUAUACUCCGAUGUCUACUCAUCAAUGCGUAGUUAAUUGAUUAAGUGUGAAAUUUCAAAUUUUGGACUUGGAAAUAUGAUAAGUGAGAAGGAACAAAGGGGGUAAAUAUGUAAAUCAGAGAAGCUGAAUCUACGUGGAGUUUCCAUGCACAUAAAUGCGUUUUUCUUCGCAUUUAUUACACUUUGUGUUUCCUUCCUCCUUGAAUUUCUCCCUCCAUAAUCUAUUUAUUUAUCCAUUUAGUUGUACUGGGAGGUAAAAUACAGGAGAACAUGUUUAUUACAGAUUUCUUAGGUUGAUGUUUUUAUCAUAAAAUAAAAUAUGAUUUCUUAAUUUUUAACUAAAAAAAUUAAAAGACGUUUCUUAAAUAAGAGACAUAAAAGACAUCUCUUAGUUUUUUUAAUUAAAAAUUAAGAAACCAUAUCUUAUAUUACGAUAUAAACUUCAUUUUAAAAAACCUGCAAUAAACAUACUUUAAUGUAGAUCAUCAUAAAAUAUUAAAAUCGCUAACUGUCCAAGAGCAUUACUGUUGCUUUGGUACAUGGUUACCAGUACCUAGCCGUGCAUGCUUAUGCAUGAAUUUGUUCGUAACUCCAAGUUGUUAAUUAUACAUCAAGUUGGAUCUUUCACGGUGAAAACAAACAAAAUUAUUUGCAUAACGUAAAUAAAUUGUCAUGCAAAUAAAAUCAUAACUUACACCAUCAUACUAAGUAGUAUUAUUAGUAUGGGUAUUUUCUAAGAAUAAAUGAAAUAAAGUGACUGGCUUUAAAUUUGCUAUAACUGGCCACGUUAACUCGAGACUCUUUUUUCCUUCGUCUUAGAUGUUGUCUCCAUCCCCAUAACUCUCUCUCUGCCUACAGUCCCCAUAACUCUCUCUCUCUCUGUCUGUCUCUGCUUUCUGCUAUGACUGCUGACGUAAGCUAUAUCGUACGGAUACUAGGUAGGUACAACGACGAUCGCAUGACGGCAAAGGAUUCCUCCGGACCGGGAUCAUCGGUGGCGCUAAUGACUCGUGAUCUCCUCGGAAGCGCCGGUUGUGGAGGAGACGAUCAUGAUCUGGAGCUUGAUCUUGACCUGAAAGUCCCCAACGGCUGGGAAAAGCGUCUCGACUUGAAGUCAGGGAAAGUGUAUCUUCAACAAUGCAACUCAACGAGCUCCUCUACUCAUCUCCGUCGUUCAGACCAAUUCAACCAAACUGUUCCAAGGUUUCAAGAUUUAAAUUAUCCACCGGUUUCAAGUAAGCCUCCGGAAAGACCAUUGUUAAGUCUCUUCGACGACGCAAGUCUUGAAUUGAAGCUACUCCCUUCUUCAUCACCACCUUCUUCUUCUUCUUCUCUCUCUUUACCAUCGUCGAGUUCGAGUUUCCAGAGUGUUUGCACACUCGACAAGGUGAAGUCAGCUCUGGAGAGGGUGGGGAAAGAAUCAUCCGAGAUGAUAAAGAAACGCAAAUCGCCAGAAGAUGGCGUUUGCGAUCUAACCGCAGAAGCGUCGUCUCCGGUGGCGGUUGGAUGUCCAGGGUGCUUAUCGUAUGUAUUGGUGAUGAAGAACAAUCCGAAGUGCCCUAGGUGUAACUCGUUUGUUCCUUUGGCAGCCAUGAAAAAAACUAAAAUUGAUCUCAACAUAUCUAUUUGAUAUUUUUAUAUCGUAGAUUCAAGUUCUGUAAAUCAUAGGUAAAUCAGGGGUUUAACUGAAAAUAAUGGGUGUUAAUAAAAUUGCUUUGUUUAUCUUGUUUAAGUCACUCUAAAGAGGUACCAAAAUGUUAAAUCGAUUUUUUAUUAUUUUGACAUCAUGUUAAAUCGAUUA
Messenger RNA from Brassica rapa (field mustard), 2369 nucleotides. RefSeq lists its product as uncharacterized. The record is from RefSeq and is a predicted model, not a curated record. NCBI's taxonomy places the organism in Eukaryota, Viridiplantae, Streptophyta, Magnoliopsida, Brassicales, Brassicaceae.